Osmerus eperlanus (European smelt) is the source of this 2485-nucleotide messenger RNA. RefSeq names its product golgi membrane protein 1 (gene golm1). NCBI's taxonomy places the organism in Eukaryota, Metazoa, Chordata, Actinopteri, Osmeriformes, Osmeridae. The transcript has 11 exons. Bases 249 to 1487 code for a protein of 412 amino acids. The record is from RefSeq and is a predicted model, not a curated record. Gene Ontology annotation, cellular component: Golgi apparatus.
GCCAGACUCCGCUUCCGCGUUUUGACUCCCACCUCGAGUCCUGAUGCUCGCUGUUUGCCCUCUGACUCGCACAUUCAGACGUUAUAUCGAUCGACGAGAAUGCGUGCCCGAUAAGGACUGUCACUUUGUCAAAUAUUUAACCUAGCAAUGCAGAAAGGAAGAUAAUCUAUAUUCGAGGACAUAUCGCCUUGUCUAAACAUUAUUUCGCCGGAACAGUUUUUGAAUAAGGUUCAAGUCUGCAGGCAGCCAUGGGAGGGCUGGUGAACGGGAGGAGAGGGGGUCGGUCUCCCCCUCUCAUGAUUGGAGCUCUGAUUGCCUGCAUCCUUGUCCUAGGUUUCAACUACUGGGUCUCCAGCUCUCGUAACCUGGAACUACAGACGAAGCUGUAUGAGCUGGAGAGCCAGGUGCGGAGGGGUGCGGCGGAGCGAGGAGCGGUGGAGGUGAAGAAGAAUGAGUUCCAGGAGGAGGUGCAGAGGCAGAAGGAGCAGAUCAGCCGCAUAGAGAACCUGUACAAAAGACAGCUGGAAGGAGCGCAGAACACCUGCACCCAGGAGCGGGGGCCCUUGCAGCUCAAUGUCUCCACCAGUACCAAGACGAUACAGGAUCUCAAGGUUCAACUGAACCAGCUGAACGACGACCUGGGCAAGGUGCAGAAACAGCUACAGAGUUGCCAUGGUGACCUAGACACUCUGAACAAGAAACUCACCUACGACAUGACGCAGUGUAACACUCAGAUCCUUGCCCAGAGGGAGGAAUGUGCUGAGAAGCUCGCAGCCGUCAAACAGGAAGCACAGAAGAAGAUAGCCAAGUCGAAGCCGGCCGUCUCCUCACAGGUGAACGUGGUUCCCACGGGGAAGGCCAGCACCUCAGGGAAAGUGGGCGUGGUCGACAAGGAGGAGCCAGGGAGGGCGGGGCUUGACGAUACUAAGACCACACCGGUCCUAGGCCACACCCCCGAGCUCCCCCCGCUCGAUGCCAUGGCUGGGGGACCAGAUGCUCCAGAGCUGCUGACCAAUGAGAUCCUAGUAGACACAGGUCUGGAGACUCCAGAUUUGACCCCUGUGAAAGAGCUGUCCAAGCCAGAGUUUAGUCCCUCAGUAGAGGGAAAGCAGCACCUAGACUCUCCUGUAGAGGGUGCUGUGGGGCCAGGGGAGGAGCCCACAGGUCACAUCCUGAAGAAGAACCAGGUGAAGGACGAUAAGGUGGAGGUCUUGGACACACACGGAGGGAUCCAGGCAGAAGGGGCUGGAGACAUCCUGAUUGGCCAGGACAAGGGUGAGGACACUCCUAUUGGUCAGAAGGUGGACAACCCUGAGGACUAUGACGCAGAUGAGCAGAUAGUGGGCGGAGUCGACCAAGAGAAACGGAACACACUGGCUGAGAAUAUAGAUAAGGAGAUGGAGGACGAGGAGGCCGACUACAAUGGCGACGACGAGAACGAGGGAGAGUUUGAGGCGGACAAGAUGGCCGAGCUCGCCCAGAUCUAAGGGUGAAGUGUGUGGAGAAGAUGCCUCCGUCCCCCCCCUGGACACACGCCCACAUACUCACACCUCCAGAAUCACCAACCGUCACAGAGUGCUUCUUCACAGCCAGCUCCUUGAACACUUCCAGCACAGUAGGACGCAGUCCAAACCAGGACUACUCUCUACAGCCCCCCCCCCCCCCCCCCCACACACACACACACUCCUGCUCCUAAAGGGACGGUAUCUCACAGGCUGCCUUAACCAGUCACUCCAGCCCUCCACAGCAAACACAGAGCUGGGGGACAAACAUGGACCUGGAGACUCUGAACUGUGGUAGAAACUGUGGGGAAGGAUUCACGGUUGUGUGUGUGUGUGUGUUAAUGAUAAAUCUGUCACUAGCUAGAGAAAGUGUGUUCUUAGGUGUAAAAGGAUUUAGACAGAUAGCUUAAUUUACGGUCGUCAUCCAUUACCUUGAGUGAUCUUCCUGACUCCAAACCAAGCCAUAAGGCCUAGUCCUACAAGUCACACUAAGAGCUUCUACCAUUUUUAAGAUCCCAUGACAACGGGAGUGAGAUGACCACCUUGCCCCCUGAUUGGCCUGUUGGUUUCCACCAUCUUCUUUUGAUCUGUCCAUUGGCCUAAAAUCUCCCAUGACGAGGAUGAGGUGUUAAGGGUUGGUUUGGGGUCGAAUGCCGUUUUUUUUUUUAAAACAAUGUAAGAUUCACUGUCAGAAGUGCAGAUAACUCAUCAUAAUAAUCCUGAUCAUCCAUUUAGCUCCUGAACUAUGUUAGUCAUAUCCUGCUUUAGACUCGGACCAUUAUUUCUCAAAUCUUUGGGAGUAACUUGGUUGUGUUUCACACUGUGUAAGACAACGCCGUUCAGUCUGAUUUAGCCUGAACCACGAUAGAUGAGCUGUAUAUACACUAUUUCCAGUAUCGUCUGAUAUGGCUGAGCCCUGCGAGGCCAGAAGGUUAAAGGUCGGGUGUCCGACUCGUAGAAGAAAGGUUUUUCUUCUUAACUUA